ACUUUUUAUUUCUAUCAACGGAGGAGAGAGAAACACUCAAACACUGAAACACUGUACGUGCGUCUUCAAUCAUCUGGUUUCCUUAGCUAUCUUUGCAUUCUCUGCUCUCUCAUCUCUGUCUCGCACGAGUAUGGAAGCUGGAAAGGUGUUAGAAGUUCUCUAUACUUUUCCUGUCGAGGGAAUACUGAACAAGCUGGCUUCACUUGCUGCUCAAGAAAUAAGCCUGUUCCGGGGAUUCAAAAAGGAACUAACAAAACUUCGUCAAUCAUUACUCGAGAUUCAAGAUUUCUUAGGCGAUGUUGCCCAUCAGCCACAAGAACGAGGCAGGGCAUUGAAGGACUGGGUGAGAAAACUGAAAGACAUAGCUGAUGAUGCUGACAAUGUCUUGGAUGAAAUCAACUAUGAAGAUCUUCGCAGGCAAGUAGAACUGUCAAACCAAAAGAGGAAAAAGGUACGCAACUUCCUUUCCAGCUCCAAUCCCCAUUUGUUUCGUCAAAAAAUGGCACAUAAAAUCAAGAGCAUCAACGCAUCUUUUUUGGAUCUCAAAUAUGAGGCAUCUUUCAUUGGACUAGUUUCCAAGAAAAUAGAUCGAACCCCUCCAGAAAUUGGAGGGGCCAGAGAAACCGACUCAAUCUUUGAGGAAGAUGAAAUCGUCGUUGGAAGGAAUGAGGAUCUGUCAAAGAUAAUUACAAUCUUGACAGACUCCAACUUGGAUCAAGAAAAUCUUUCAGUAAUGCCCAUUGUCGGAAUGGCAGGCCUGGGGAAGACAACUGUGGCUAGGUCACUAUUCAAUAAAGAUUCUAUUGGUGGACAUUUUGAGAAGAAAAUAUGGGUGUGUGUAUCUAACACUCUUGAGGUCAAUUCGAUUUUAAGUUGGAUAUUAGAAUAUCUUAACCCAACAAAGGCUGGGAUACAACGCCUAGAUGCAUUGCUUAAAAACCUAGUACAAGAAUUGGAAAAAAAGAGAUAUUUUCUUGUGCUUGAUGAUGUGUGGAACGAAGAUCCUCAAAAAUGGAGCAAUUUGAUGACUUGUUUGUCAAAACUUCGUAGUGCCCAGGGAAGCGUUGUUAUAGUCACUACGCGCAGUGCCAGUGUUGCAUCAAUCACGAAAAAAGUAAUUCCAAUGUAUGUUUUGAGAAGUCUAUCUGUUGAUGAUUGUUGGGACAUA
Prunus dulcis (almond) is the source of this 1168-nucleotide messenger RNA. RefSeq names its product disease resistance protein RGA2-like. Gene Ontology annotation, molecular function: ADP binding. The record is from RefSeq and is a predicted model, not a curated record. The transcript has a single exon. The annotation marks the transcript as partial. NCBI's taxonomy places the organism in Eukaryota, Viridiplantae, Streptophyta, Magnoliopsida, Rosales, Rosaceae. Gene Ontology annotation, biological process: defense response to other organism.